CAGCUGUUAGCGACAGACUUUUCAGUUUGUGGAAAGCGGGUGAGGAGAGUGUAUGUUGUGCUUUUAAGGUGAAUUGUAACCCAACGUGGGUUUGUUUACGUUUUUCAUAGACUGAAAGCAAGAAGCGGUUCCGCUGAAAAACUGACUGAUUAGCGGCGUUCCUGAUUUCUAAGAUUUGUGCAAACCGGUCCAAGUCGUCCAAAGACUGGCGCCUAAUUUCCCCAUGCAACUGAAACGUUUGCUAAUGUUCGGUCAUUGUUGUAGAUGAGAGCGUGACUGGACAACCAAUGAUUGCAGCUAAGGUGAACGACCAUCAAUACCAGCAGUGUUCUGAGUGUGCAAAGAUGGCGUGACCACGCAACGCUUAUGCAGCUUCCGAGGCCAAUGCGUGGCGGUCUGCGGAAGGCCGCUGGUUUCUUCUGCUGCGUGGUGGUGCUCUACUUUGUGGUUCAGGCGAUUCUGAGCGAACCGAGCAAACCUCGCAUGGUCUCCACGCAGCAGAAGACGAUCAUGGGCAGCGACAACAAGCUCUACGAAUAUGGUAGGCAGAUGCCGCUCAUCUUCAUUGGAGGAGUACCGCGGUCCGGCACCACUUUGAUGCGGGCCAUGUUGGAUGCACAUCCAGAUGUUCGAUGUGGUCAGGAAACGCGCGUCAUACCACGUUUGCUCCAGCUUCGAUUCCAUUGGCUCAAGUCGGAAAAAGAGUCAAUGCGACUGGAACAAGCCGGCAUCACCAGCGACGUUCUCAACUCGGCAAUCGCAGCCUUUACGCUGGAAAUAAUUGCAAAACACGGGGAUCCGGCGCCAAGGCUUUGCAACAAAGAUCCGCUGCUGAUCAAGAUGGGCAGCUACGUGAUCGACCUGUUCCCCAAUGCCAAGUUCAUCUUCAUGGUGCGCGACGGUCGGGCCACGGCCCACUCAAUUAUCACCAGAAAAGUGACAAUCACCGGUUUCGACUUGACCAGCUAUCGGCAAUGUUUGAAGAAGUGGAACAGUGCGGUGGAGGCCAUGAACAAUCAGUGUCGCGAAAUGGGCAAAAACAAGUGUUUACGCGUGCCGUACGAACAGUUGGUGCUCCAUCCGAAGGAGUGGAUGGAAAACGUGCUCAACUUCCUGGACAUACCUUGGAACGAUUCCGUUUUGCAUCACGAGGACUUUAUCAACAAUGGCAUCAGUCUGAGCAAAGUGGAGCGAUCGUCCGAUCAAGUGAUCAAGCCAGUAAAUCUCGAAGCGCUUACCAAAUGGGUGGGCAACAUUCCAGAUGAUGUGGUGCGAGACAUGGCAGAAAUCGCUCCCAUGCUUUCCGUUCUCGGCUAUGAUCCAUACUCCAAUCCUCCCAACUAUGGAAAACCCGAUGAUCAGGUGGCUGCAAAGACGAAAGACAUUCAACGAAACAAGAACGUUUGGGACAAGAAAGCCAAAGAAAUGUUUAGUGUGGGCUGGGAUAAUGCAGGCGACAAAGACAUGGACAAGGACCCCAGCGACAAUCCAAACCUAACGUGAUAAAAAAACCGAGUUUCUGGGUAUUUUAGAUUUUUAAUUGUGCUCUGGUCGAACGUUGAAAAUGUUCAUUUGACGACGACAAAAAACAGCUCUAAAAUGACGUUAUGAUUGUUUAUGUCUAAUUUAUUAACUUUUUAACCGGUUGGCUUAUAAGAGGCACCACAGCGAACGGAGUUCUGGCAGGCAACAGAAAAUUUGAUUCCUGUAUUUGGACCAUAAUUACCUAAAUAUCAUCUAUUUAUAAAUCAAUUUUAUGAUGUAAUGUUGUGUUAUUAAAUAAACGAUGCGAAUAUGUUGUGCUUGAACUGCCCCGCUAUUUCCAAAGAAACACGCCACUUGUAAAAAGUUUAUUUUGUAUAAAGGACGUCAAAAUCAGUCGGCAAUGUUCUAAGAACACGCAAGUAACAAAAAUACAUAUCACAUUGAGUUUUUCGGGUCGAAAAAGUCAUCAGUUUCAAGCAUCGGCAAUUGCAUAGUUAAUAUUGUA
Messenger RNA from Dendroctonus ponderosae (mountain pine beetle), 1990 nucleotides. RefSeq names its product protein-tyrosine sulfotransferase. Lineage: Eukaryota; Metazoa; Arthropoda; Insecta; Coleoptera; Curculionidae. Gene Ontology annotation, molecular function: protein-tyrosine sulfotransferase activity. The record is from RefSeq and is a predicted model, not a curated record. Gene Ontology annotation, biological process: peptidyl-tyrosine sulfation. The coding region runs from base 367 to 1503 and encodes 378 amino acids. The transcript has 7 exons. Gene Ontology annotation, cellular component: Golgi apparatus.